CUGCAGAAGUGCGCCUCACGCCGGCAGCUCCUCCAACGCCAAAUUGAAGCCAAAUUCUCCUCCGGCCUCGAUCGUUGCCUCUGCCUCUGUCUGGCCCGUGUCCAAGCUAUCCUCUCGAGCGAGCAGAAGAAGACUGACUACAAGGGAGACAGCUCCAGUCUCAAUGGUGGUGGAAUCCCCGGUCUGCCUUCCGCCUCCUUGGUUAGUUAG
Dibothriocephalus latus is the source of this 210-nucleotide messenger RNA. The record is from the annotation of a GenBank genome assembly. Lineage: Eukaryota; Metazoa; Platyhelminthes; Cestoda; Diphyllobothriidea; Diphyllobothriidae.